UGUUGCCCUUGGUCACAGUAAACUCUCCUGAGGUCAAGGCACACGUGUAAGAUUGUACCAAAAAUAUAAUAUUGUAUUGCAUCAAGAAAACAUUAUCUAUUGCAUAAAUAUAAUAGCUAAAAUAUAAUAAUUUAUUGGCUGCGCAUUGGCUGAUAGUAAAGCCAGACGUGUUUUCCUUGGUUCCCAUCCAUGAAUACUAAUGCUACAUUUUCUCUCAUUGUAUAGAAAAUAUCUCAAGACGGGAUCCCCCGAAGUUUCCAGGGAAACGGGACUGCAGCUCAGGCAUCCAGUGUGUCAACCUACUGGUGUGGGUGCAGUAAAUCACACGGCAGUUGUCUACUUUGGACAUGUCUUUAAUAUAAUAAGGAAUGUUGAAAUAACGCGCGGAUAUUAAUGUGGCACUAGAUUAAGCGACACCGACGUGACGCACUCCGGAGAGGACGUCAUGUGUCCGUGCUUAUGCACGAGCUCACAUCCACUGUGGCAUGUUUAUCGUCGCGAGGAGUGAGUGGCAGAGCGCAUGUGGACUGACUUCGGAGACAAUGACGAGGAGGGACGGAGCCCAGCUCCGUUUUUACUCUCAGGUGUAGUCUCUUUUUAAAACAACAACAACAACAACAACAACAUGAGAGUCUUUGUGCUGAGGAUGAUGAGCUCAAGAGGAUUUCUGAAGGCAUCAUUAACAGGUUACACUGAGGAAAUGUCCACAACUGCGAGUCCAACCAGUCCCUCCUCUUUGCUGACAUCGGACCAACUCACGGUGGUCGCUGCGUCCUUUUCUUCUUUGGUGUUCUUUGUGAUUGUUGUGGGGCUGCUGUCCAUUAUUUACCGCAAGGAUCCACAGUGCUGCAAAGGCCGCUCCUAUCAGCGGCCACAUGCCAAUAUGGAUGCUCCUCCUCAGUAUUACAGCAGCAGACAGACACUGGUGGGCUCUUCGUAUCUAGAGCAGACGCAGAUCAUGGAUGACAGCGGCACUCAGCAGGCAGGUCAUCUAUUCUUUGUCGGUCGGCCCUCCAGCUACAGUCUGCCAACACUGGAGGCCCCCCUGCCGAGGCUGCCCUCCUAUGAGAGUGUCCGAAAGAAGGACCGCCAAAGGCAGAUCCACAUGAUGAUCGCAGACCGAUUUGGCCUCAAUGGACCCAUUGUGACUGAGCCACCGCCAUCCUACGAAGAGAGCGUCCGUCAGUCUGUGGAGCUGCCGUACAACAUCCUCUCAUCCAGCCUGGACAUCUCACCUCCUCAGAGCAUCUACACCAACAUGGGAGCUGACAUUCAGAGUGAAACAUCUCACCCAGUCAACUCAGGCACUAACAGCACUCAUCUACCUGUGUGAUGAAGCCUCUCGACGAAUGUGACCUAAACCUGGUGGCUUUCAUGCGGAGGAAGAAACUCUUGAUCGCUGUUCAUGAUUGGCACAUUCUCGCGGUCCAAAUAUCUCAAGACUGAUUAUGCUGAGAGACAGUUUCACAGGGUUGAGGAGUGACCAAAGAAGAGCUGCACGCCUUUCAGGAGGAGGAGACAUUUUUCUGACAUGUUUGAAUGUUUAAAACAAUUUGUGACGAUUGCUGUUUUGUCUUUACCACAUGAGUUUCCAAAAAGAGAAACAAACACUGGAUAUUAACAGUGACUGAGGUGGCUGGUACAUCUUGAUGAGGACAGAGGAAAAGAGAUUUGUGACCCGCAGGUCACAAAUAUACCAAAUAUUUGAUUGCUCUUCUAAUUAUACUCUGACAGUUUGUCUUGUUUCAGGGUGCAAUUUAUUUGAUGACUGCUAUAAAGCAAAUGGCUUCCGCAUAUGGUUCAGCCUGUGAGGGGGAGAAUUUAAAAAGGUGCUAAUAAGAGUGCCUCUCAUGAAGUUAUAAUAAGACAGCUUACUGUUCCGUGUUUAUUUUUGAUCUCAUUACCUUGGUUUGAUUUUAUUUUUGCCAAAGCUGGCAGGACUCUAUGAUCUCUACUUUCUUAUCAAACAUUUUAUUACAUAAAUAUGUUAUGUUUUAUAUACUGAUAUACUGAUUUACUCAAGUCAUGACAGAAAUGGAACAGUUUGUUUGUUCUAUUCUCUUACACAUGUCAAGUUCGCAGCAGAGUGAAUGUGAAAUGAAAACAGUGAAGACAUGCCAAGUUUCUUGUCAUGACCUGUUUUGUUUGUCUUAACCCAGCAGUCAAUUUCUGUAAUUUACCAUGUGCAAAUGCAAACCUUUGUCCUGCACGUUGUUUUCAUCUGUAUUUAUUUAAGGGGGGAAAAUGGACUGUUCCUUUUUAUUCUGUUAAAACAAAUUAAAUAAAACA
Messenger RNA from Solea solea (common sole), 2289 nucleotides. RefSeq lists its product as uncharacterized. NCBI's taxonomy places the organism in Eukaryota, Metazoa, Chordata, Actinopteri, Pleuronectiformes, Soleidae. The record is from RefSeq and is a predicted model, not a curated record. The transcript is spliced from 6 exons. The coding region runs from base 626 to 1333 and encodes 235 amino acids.